Molecule: messenger RNA, 1194 nt
Organism: Hyaloscypha bicolor E
Lineage: Eukaryota; Fungi; Ascomycota; Leotiomycetes; Helotiales; Hyaloscyphaceae
Product: methylitaconate delta2-delta3-isomerase
Exons: 2
Source: RefSeq, a predicted model, not a curated record
CGCCAUGUGCUGCCAUCAGUCAUGAUGCGGUCAGGAACCUCCAAGGGGCUAUUUGUGCACCGCAAACACCUUCCUCAAGACCAAACGGAGUGGGGCCCUGUACUACUCAGUGUCAUGGGCUCACAACGAGGUGAUCAAAAGCAACUCGAUGGCGUUGGUGGUGGGACUUCGACGACAUCUAAAGUAGCGAUUGUAUCCAAGUCUACAAGACAGGACGCCGAUGUUGACUACACCUUUGUUCAGGUCGCCGUCGGAAAGGGUCAGGCAGAUUUUUCUGGAAACUGUGGCAACAUGGCCUGUGGUGUAGGACCAUUUGCUUUGGAUGAAGGGUUGGUGCAUGCACUCCCUGGCCAGACCUCGCUUGACGUGAGAGUCUUCAACACAAACACCCAGAGACUCCUAGUAGAAACUGUAGAAGUAGGUCCAGAUGGGAGGUUCAAUGAGUUUGGUCAUUUUCGGAUAGGAGGUGUGAAGAGUGAAGGUUCAGAGAUCGAAGUCGCUUUUGUAGAACCAGCCGGGAGCAUGACUGGCAAACUUCUCCCAACCGGCAACGCGCAAGACACGAUCACCGUCUCUUCACUACCAGCCCUCGGACAGUUCAAUGUUCAGGCCAGCUUGGUCGAUGCUGCGAACCCAUUCGUCUUCCUGGACUCAAGUUCUCUGCCCCCAGUAUAUCAUCUCUUGGGGCCCGAAGCACCCGAAACCUUGGAAGUCAUCGAGGCCAUCCGUCAGGAAGCAGCCGUACUGUAUGGCCUGGCAAAGGAUGCAGCUGCGGCAUCACUUGUCCGAGGAACACCAAAGAUUGCAGUUUUGUCGCCGUCUGUAGGUUCGCCUGCAGAUUUACGGACAAUACAAGUCCAGUCUUUCAGCAUGGGGAAGCCGCACCCUAGCUUACAACUGACUGGUGGUGUCUGCUUGGGGGCCGCUGUUUGCACGGAAGGGACUAUUGCAAAUCAACUCGCAGCUGAGACUGACAUGGUAACACCGCCGGGGACGCCGCCUAGAGAGCUAAAGGUCUACGACACUGAGGGGAGUGCAGGUGUGAGUAAGUGCAGAGUAAACAUUAAACACCGCAGCGGCGAAAUGGGGGUUCUUGUUCAAACGAGGAAGGAUGACGCAGGUGGAACAGAGAUAGAGAAGGUCUCGGUGUCAAGAACUGCCCGGCGCCUGUUUGAGGGGAAUGCAUACUACAAC